CCGGAAACCGGAUACCGGCGAUCGGACCCUGCUGGGGACGUGGGCUGCGGUGAUGAUCAUUUUUGUCGUGGAAACGCAGACACUGUCAAAUGUAUAUUGCGAAACUGACACCUGGGGAUCAGCGCAGCCAUGACGAAUUUGCUGAAUGCAGGCGUUGGAGUUGCACCUCCAAUUUACACUUUUCUUCUUCCUAGAGCUGCCAUCACGAUCAAUGGGAACUUAAAAGAUAUCGGCAAGUCAACAUUUUUAAGCACGAGAGCGAGAACGAACGUGAGAAAUGAGUUCGUGGCGCUGCAGAGAAGCUUGAAAGUCCUGGCGUCGUCCAAGAGUAGGAAUUGCCCAGACCCGAGUCUCGGUCCUGGUCCGAGAAAUUAUGAAGAAAAGUCUCUGCUCAAGGACGAUCAAGAAGAGAAGAGAUGGGGAGCCGCGAGAAGCGUUCCCCAUGAAUCGGGAGAUAUUUCUCGAAAUGAUGCGGUAGCUCAACCUCAAGCUCUCUCGCUGGCGGAGGAUGAAGAGCUUCCCGAGAGAGCUUUCAGAAAGGUCGGGAGGCGUAACGAAAAUGUAUCAUCUUCCGAGAGAAGAAGGGUUGACGUCGACUUUGAAGAACACGAGGAUGCAGAGAGAGGAGGAGAUUCACAAGCUGAGGAUUUUCGGACUUUGGUAUCGGCGAUGGGGCUGAUCAUGGGGACUGCAGUUGGGCCGGGCAUUUUGGGCUUACCAGCAGCCACAUUGCCCUCAGGACUGCAGGCCUCGACGAUAAUGAUCAUCGGAGCGUGGGCGUAUGUGACGUCGUCUAUUCUACUCGUUGCGGAAAUCAGUUGCGCCGUGAUGGCAGAGAGAGGCGUGAAGGAAGUGAGUUUCACGGGCUUGGUCGAGCACACACUGGGCUUCGGUGGAGCUCGGGCAGCAGCAGUGGUGUAUGCUUCCCUCAACUACGCUCUCCUGGUAGCAUGUGUAGCUGGAUUGGGUUCCAUUCUUCAUGGUUGGGUACCUUUGCCUGCAGCUUUGUGGAGCUCAGCGAGUGCAGCAGUGGUGGGUGGGAUAGUGGGAUUUGGUUCCUUUAAGAGUCUGGAUCGAGUCAACCGAGCCUUGUGCGGGUUGAUGCUGGCAGCCAUCACUUCCCUGGUUGCCAUUGGCGUGUACGCAGGAAAAUUCAUGCUGGUCAAUUCUGGUGCCACUUCUGUCUUCUCUUACAGUUCCGUACUCUCAGCAGUGCCGGUGACAGUGCUCACUCUGGGGUUCCAUGUGAUCACUCCGGUGAUCUGUAAACUACUCGGAGGGAGGCCUGAAGAGGCACGCAAAGCCAUUCUCUUGGGAGGAGCAGUGCCUCUGGCGAUGGUGCUGGCUUGGAAUGGAGUGAUUCUCAGUUUAGCUCCGUAUACAUCCCGUGCUCUAGAUCCAAUAAAGCUUCUGUUGUCUCUGAACCGAUCUGCUGCUCCGGCAGUUCAAGCUUUCGCCUUUGCUGCUCUUGGUACUACUCUGAUCGGCUAUGCUGUCAGCUUCCCGAAACAGCUUUCUGAUACAGGUCGGAUUUUCAGCCAAGGAGCUCGACGAGAAUUUGAGAGCAAGGAGGGAGAAGAUGGAAAGAAGUUGUUUGCAGAAAUUCAGCCACUCUUGUGGUCUCUUUGCCCUCCCACCAUAGCCGCCGUGCUCUGGCCUACAGCCUUUGCUUCCGCACUUGAUUUUGCGGGUGUUUAUGCCAACUGCUUCCUCUUUGGGAUCCUGCCUCCUGUCAUGGCCUGGAGAUACCGCUAUCAUCUGUCCGAUCAGGCCGAUGUGUUAUCGAGAAACAAGCAGUUGGUUCCGGGAGGCAAGUUGCCUCUGAUCUUGCUGUUCGGAAUUUCCAUUUUACUCGGCAUUAGACCCAGAAUAUAAUACUCAUGGCUUCCCAAUAAGCGGACUUGCCAACCUUGAGCACGAUCGAGGGACCAAAUGCUCUAUUUUCCCGGGGUCUGGUACUCGUGGAAUUCUUGACUUCGUGAAGCCAAGAACACGAUCACCUCUUCUAUUUCGACGUUGACAUAAGGAUGUAGCUGCUGCUUUUUUGCACAUUUUGGAGGCUAUUUAGAAUUGCGCACAUCGGGUUGAUUUCUGACGUACUGAGUGAAGGUUUUCAGUGCAGAGGGAAGAAUGAGAACCAAGGUGGAAAAUAUCUUGAUGACAAGCAAGAACCGCCUUGAAGCAUUCUGUCGUCUCCUGAAUGUUAUGAAACUGCGUCAAAACUUGUCAGAUCCGAGGAGAAUGCCAUGAACCAUGCCAGCUGAAGUCUGCAGGUCUGACGACGUCGUGAAACAGGUGUUUUAUCUUUUGUCGCUCUUAUAUUCAGAACGAUAGAUGCAAAAGAGGAAGAAGCAGUCAAAGAUGACAGAGUGUCCAGUAAAGGUCUUCGUUUGAGGUAGCGAUCUUUUGCAAUACUCUGUGCGCACGCGAUCAGGUUCAGCUCAUAAGCCUACGAUUCAAAAAACCCCUGUGGUCUGUAUUUGUAGAUAGAUAGAGAUUCAGGGUUUACGUUAGCUGAGAUUAGCGUCUCCUUUAGUUUAUGGAUCAAGGUCUGUUCUGUUACCCCCUUAGGCAAGAACUAUAUCAACAAAAAAUUAUUGAUCAUUCAGAAGAUAACGAUUUAUCGAGGAAAAUAGGUUUAACGUACGUAAGUCAUUGGGACCCAAAGUUAGCAAUGCAACUACUUGACACUUGACUGGAAACUAAAUUGAA
Molecule: messenger RNA, 2712 nt
Organism: Marchantia polymorpha subsp. ruderalis
Lineage: Eukaryota; Viridiplantae; Streptophyta; Marchantiopsida; Marchantiales; Marchantiaceae
Source: the annotation of a GenBank genome assembly